This is a messenger RNA of Haemonchus placei, 429 nucleotides long. Lineage: Eukaryota; Metazoa; Nematoda; Chromadorea; Rhabditida; Trichostrongylidae. The record is from the annotation of a GenBank genome assembly.
AUGGGAGACGACCCAGAAAAAUGUAAUGCUAUAAGAAAUGCUGAUGAGAAGCCGCCUGCGCCUGUUGAUGAUUCCAAAAAAGGCAAAGAACAAGAAGAGGUUGAGACUGAAAAGGAAAGCUCAGAAAGCCAGAAAAUAGCACGUGACGUACUGAUACAACCAACGCCGCCAAAAGAACGUGACGAUUCACAGAAGGCGAUCUCACAAGCCCCACGUCCCAAAGAGGAAAAACACUCCAAGUCGAAGUUGGGAUCGCUCGAAUGUAUUGUUACUGAUAUUCUGCAUGUGGCUUAUGCGGUGGAGUGGCAGUGCGUAAUCGAGUAUCGAGUGAGUAUCGAUCCAGGACACCCUGUCCAGGGAUCGUGUCCUGGAUCGAUACUCACUCGGUCAACCGUGCCUUCUGCUCCCAUGCGGUCGCUUAAUUGUUAG